Molecule: messenger RNA, 1812 nt
Organism: Poecile atricapillus (Black-capped chickadee)
Lineage: Eukaryota; Metazoa; Chordata; Aves; Passeriformes; Paridae
Product: MANSC domain-containing protein 1-like
Exons: 3
Coding region: 259-1617 (452 amino acids)
Source: RefSeq, a predicted model, not a curated record
CCCGGGUCCGCCUCCUACGGCCCCUCCUCCCGGACGUGCCGGGCCAGCUGCGGUUCCCCCGAGCCGCCGUCCCGCGGCCGCUCAGGCUCCGCCGCUGCCUUCUCGACGCCGCGCUGCAGGCGGGGGUAGCCCGAAGGCACCCCAGGAACGCGUGCCCGCCCCAGGAGCAGCAGAGACCCCUCGGCGCGGCUCCUCCGGCUGCCGCUGCCGUGGCCCGGCCGUGCCGGAGGAGCCCCGUGGGGACCGGUCCGGGUCACCAUGUCCCGCGGGGGCAGCCGCUGGCCGGUUCGCCUCCUGAUGAUCACCUGCGUGAUGGCCGGGCCGGCGCUGAGCCAGGAGUGCUCCGCGGAGAAGAUGGAGAAUUCCAUCAUCGAUAUAGACUUGUCCCUGCCCCGCGGCGUCCGGGGCGCGGAGCCGCUGCGCGUCCCCAGCGCGGGUGCGUGUGUCCGCGCCUGCUGCUCGGGGCACCGGCUCGCAGGAGACAAGAAGUGUAAUUUGAUUAUUUUUUAUGCUGCAAGAACAAGUACACAUCCAAACUGCUACUUGUUUUACUGUCCUAGCACGGAGGCUUGUCCAAUGAAACCGGCAACAGGUCUUGUGAGCUACAGGAUAACUACAGACAUCCAUGCCCCAGAGGAUAAAUCCAUCAAAGCUGAGAACUUUUCUUCAAAUGAGUAUUCUUUGCCUUCAGAUGCUGGAACCUUCAUUCCUCACAGUCAGGAGAUCCAUCGGAAUCACACUGCCAGCUUGCAGAAAUCUGUGUUUCAUCAGGCAUCUGAACACUUGAACCACAUAGGCAAGCAUUUGGACAACAUGGAACUUGAUACAGUUUUUCCUGAAUCUCAAACAGAAAAACAGUCCGAGAGCUUAGACCCCAUCUCAAGGCAGAAAAUAAUUACUCUGCCACCAAACACACCUUCUUCUAUUCCAGUUGGAAACCCCACUGCUUCAUUCCCCACCGCUGCUCAGUCAGGCACUCCUGAAACCACAAGUGCUUCUCUUACUCCACUGCCAACAAGUACUGCCCAGCUGGAGCCUCACACAGCCUCUCUGCAACCUGGUGCUGCUAAGCCAAACACAACCCACUCCACUGCAGCUGCCUCUCUGCCUGCUGCAGCCACUGCAGCUAAACCUGGUGUCCCUGCCACCAGCAUCACUGUUACUCAUGUUCUUCUUUCCAAAACUGUAAAUUCUGCUUCUACUUCUGCAACCAAGCAGGUGACCAUGAAUUCCAGAUCUGCUACUGCCCCAACAGGGCUAAGGAUUCCAGCCAUGGCACCUGAGCCAACGGUUGUCUCUUCCAGUGAUACCAGGCAUGUAACCCUCCUCUCUUUUCCAGGUUUCGUUCUGUCCAGUGAUUCCCCUGCAUCUUCCCAAAAUGACCUUCAGGGUUAUGGCCCAUCUGACUCAGAAAGCUCCUUGUCAGAAGGUGUUCUGAGAGGGAAAGGUGUCUUUCAGCUGGGGGAAAAAAGCAGCCUUGUAGCAGCUUUGUUUUUUGGGGUGAUAUUCUUGUUGCUAGUUAUUGUGCUCACAGGGAAGAAAGUACACGAAUCUCUUCAGAAGAGGCAUUAUACCAGGCUGGAUUACUUGAUCAAUGGAAUGUAUGCUGAUGUCUGACUGGGAGAGAGAAUAAAAUUUUGAGGAGCAUCUCUCACUUUUGAGAGAACUCUGAAAUGGAACAGUAGAUACUGAAAUCUCGCAAGAAGAUGGAUUCCUUUUUUGGGGUUCUAAUAGGAAAGCAGGAGACAGGAGAUGGGUUUGGUGGUGAGAAGGAAUGCUCUGUCUGUGCUGAGCUAUAAUGUCAGUUAUUUU